CGCAGGCAGAGAACAUUUUUAUAGAGAGGAAUCACUCACACCCAGGGCUUGUCUGCCUCUCUCUAGCUCACUCGCACGGCUUGUAGUUGACCGAGUGAAUCGCAGCGAAAAUGAGCCGCGGGGGAGCAGCGGUGGGGGCGAAGGGGAAGAAGAAGGGAGCGACGUUCGUGGUCGACUGCGCGAAGCCGGUGGAGGAUAAGAUCAUGGACAUCGCCUCACUCGAGAAGUUCCUUCAGGAGCGCAUCAAGGUCGGCGGCAAGGCCGGUGCUCUCGGCGAAUCCGUCACCGUUACCCGCGAGAAGAACAAGAUCUCCGUCACCUCCGACAGCAACUUCUCCAAAAGGUAUCUCAAAUACUUGACUAAGAAGUACUUGAAGAAGCACAACGUGAGGGAUUGGCUUCGGGUGAUUGCUUCCAACAAGGACAGGAAUGUUUACGAGUUGAGAUACUUCAACAUCGCCGAGAAUGAGGGCGAGGAGGAAGAAUGAACAUCUAGUAUUCAGUAUUGACGCCUUAUCUCUUUUAAAUUUUUCUUUGCUGUUUGAUUUAUCCAGUAGAUGGGAUUUUUUGUUAUUUUUCUUUUUGAAUGUCUAUUUUAUCUUAAAAGUUUUGUACUGUUAAUGCUGGUUAUCUCAGUAUUAGAUCUGGUUGAUGCAA
Messenger RNA from Corylus avellana, 657 nucleotides. Its product is annotated as large ribosomal subunit protein eL22z. Gene Ontology annotation, cellular component: ribosome. Gene Ontology annotation, molecular function: RNA binding; structural constituent of ribosome. The record is from RefSeq and is a predicted model, not a curated record. Gene Ontology annotation, biological process: cytoplasmic translation. Lineage: Eukaryota; Viridiplantae; Streptophyta; Magnoliopsida; Fagales; Betulaceae.